Molecule: messenger RNA, 1066 nt
Organism: Chaetomium strumarium
Lineage: Eukaryota; Fungi; Ascomycota; Sordariomycetes; Sordariales; Chaetomiaceae
Exons: 1
Coding region: 38-826 (262 amino acids)
Source: RefSeq, a predicted model, not a curated record
GUCCUACGAGAUGUGAUCAGGCUGGGUGUUAGUUAAUAUGGCAUCGAAAUGCUCCAUACUUAUCCUCUUCGUCAACACUCUCUUGGAACGCUGGUACUUGGUAAGACAUAUGCGAUUCUUUGACGAACUUUGCUCGACGCGAAUCGCUCCAAAGCCUCCAACUCCUCGAGGUCCUGGUCAGAUAUAUUUUGUCUGGUUCAGCCAGCUGCUUAUCGUCCCCGGUGGAGGCCCAAACAAGCAAAGCCCGACACAGAACAUAAGCGUUUGCAAUUGUGUGGUCAUGCUGCCAGUUCUUCUCUUCUCAUUAUUUGCGUUUCAGUGGCACUUAGCCGUUCCUCUGCCCCUAGAAUGGGAAGACCCCACAGCAGUUCCCGCCACAACAACAACAACAACACCAACACGACAACACGGCCCAUGGUCGUUCUUGCCACCGUGCUUCGGGCGGAGGAAAGAUCAACCUGCAUUAUAUCAAAAGAGCCUAACUCACGACGAUGACGGCCACGUCUUCGAUCAAGCAAGCAACCUCUUAAACUUGGACCGCUCCUCCCCAAAGGAUCACAAUUCUCCAAGGGGCAAGGAGUCAAAACGCAUGCGCCGGCAACUCCUUCGGCGCGCCAACGAGGUCCUGGGCAGCAACGCCCUUACCACGGGCCUGUUUGUGGCUCUCAUCGUCGUGUCGGUUCUGAUUGGGGUGGGAGUGGCGUCCAUUGCUGUGUGCGGGUUCGACUGGAAGUGUCAUCGCUCCAGGUCAAGCAUAGCGGACGAUGUUGAAGUGGCUCAGAAGGAUAUCGAGGUGGUUGAGGCGCGGCCACGGAAGACUGGAUAGCGUGGGAGGAAGUGGUGCAUUUUGAAAAGCAUCUCCAGGACGGGCAUAUUUCAGUGAAGAGAGCAGGCACGCACUACCUGAGUCAGGAUUGUCAUGUGUCUUUCAAGUUACGGGAUAGAUGGGAAGACAAGGCAUCGACACUAGUACUGAAGGUAUUUGAGAGCGAGAUUACGGAUAUACCACACAGGAGCAAACAAAUACAAUCUUCAAAAGCCUGACCGGGUACCACCACGAAAACAC